AUGAACUCUCUUUUGUUGCAGCUUUCAGCCUUGGAGAGGCAGAUCUUUGACUUCCUUGGCUUCCAGUGGGCACCUAUUCUUGGAAAUUUCCUGCAUAUAAUAGUUGUCAUAUUGGGUCUGUUUGGAACCAUUCAGUAUAGACCACGUUACAUCAUGGUGUAUACAGUAUGGACUGCUCUCUGGGUCACCUGGAAUGCAUUCAUCAUCUGCUUUUAUUUGGAAGUAGGAGGUCUCUCUAAGGACACAGAUCUGAUGACCUUCAACAUCUCUGUACAUCGGUCAUGGUGGAGGGAACAUGGACCUGGAUGUGUGCGGAGAGUGCUACCGCCAUCAGCCCAUGACAUGAUGGAUGACUACACAUACGUCUCAGUCACAGGCUGUGUUGUCGAUUUCCAGUACCUAGAGGUCAUCCACAGUGCUGUACAAAUACUGCUAUCUCUGAUUGGUUUUGUGUAUGCCUGUUAUGUGAUCAGCAUUUCCAUGGAAGAAGAAGACACCUUUGACUUCAUAGGUGGACUAGACGCGUACUCCCACUACCAGGAUCAUGUUGAGUUAAAGCCUGUUAAACCUGCAGCACUGGGCAGCAUUGGCCCACAGCCGGAAGUCCUGGGUAGUGGCUUCCAGCUGCUAGGAGGAAGCCCCACCCCCCUGGUCAGAGCAUGCACAGCGCAGCACAGCUGCCCACUGCAGCUGUCACCGCCUCUGUCUCAAAAUGAAGCCAGCAACAGCCAGUCCCUCUCAUGCUCCAUCUGGCCUAGAAUGACUCCUUGCAAUCCGUGCUUUUCAGGUUGUGCACAAGUCCCACACCCCCGACCUGGGCGCAUGCCUGGUGCUUCAACUGCACACGCCUGCGCUGUCUCUCAGUCCACCGACAGGCUCAGCUUGGAAACGGAACAGGUCAAAAUUCCCCAGGUCCAACAGGGAUUAGGCAAUGAGCUUGCCAGCCUCCAUGUGCUGUGGCCUCCACCCCAGACCCGUCCACAGCCAGAGCCGGUGUAG
This is a messenger RNA of Apodemus sylvaticus (European woodmouse), 999 nucleotides long. RefSeq names its product sodium/potassium transporting ATPase interacting 3 (gene Nkain3). The coding region runs from base 1 to 999 and encodes 332 amino acids. Gene Ontology annotation, biological process: regulation of sodium ion transport. NCBI's taxonomy places the organism in Eukaryota, Metazoa, Chordata, Mammalia, Rodentia, Muridae. The record is from RefSeq and is a predicted model, not a curated record. The transcript is spliced from 6 exons.